AUGAUCAAAUUGCUGUCACGUGGGCCAAAAUUUGUUCCAGGACAGAAGUGCACCGUGCGCACAGUCCGUAAUGCUGAAGUUGCUGUUGAGAGGUUUGCUUUCGGACACCGCUGGCAGACGGCUAUUGAAGAGAGAACGGAACAAGGGACGGCACAGCAAGUGGAGGAGAUGGCGCAGGGUACACCGAGGGAGCAGUACAAACCAGAAGGAAAGGAGCAAGUCAGACCAUGCAAUACUACACUAGACAACGACAUCACCCUGAGGAAGCUCUGUGGGACAACACGUCAACCUCCAUUGAUGGGAAAGGAAGAUGAACGCAAGCUACGGCGCAUGAAGGAUGACAUUAUGUCGCUCUAUGAUGAAGAAGCUAAGAGGAACCGCAAACAAUCAACGUUCGUACCGCUGUCCCAAGAAGAGAAAGAUGAGAUUCAACAGCUCAGGGGAAAACAUAGUGUUGUCAUAAAGCCGUCAGACAAGGGAAAGGGAUUCGUCUUGUUACCCAGUACACAAUAUGAUGAGAAAGCCGAAGCCAUGCUGGACCAAGAAGCUGACUAUGAGAAGGUGGCCAUGACGGUGGACAAACUGGAUGAGGAGACAAGCCGUUUUGUCGACACUCAUCUGAAGAACAAGCUCCCGGAGAAACUGGAGAAGGCAAUUAAACCGAGGCACUCGCGGAUGCCAAGGUUUUACGGUCUCCCCAAAGACCAUAAGGCAGGAUUGCCAUUGCGUCCCGUGGUCAGUUCUUGCGACAGUCCUACAAGUAACCUUUCGUUGAUUGUUGAAAGGAUACUGAAUCAGCUCCUUAUGUUCGUACCUGCUCAUCUAGAUAGCACCGAAGCCUGCAUUGAAGACAUCAAGAGGCAUCGCCAGGUCCCGGAUGGCUGCAUCAUCGCCUCAUUCGAUGUAGUGGGCCUCUAUUCGAACAUUCCUAUAGAUGAGAGCAUUUCGGCCGCUAUUACCAAGCUAGAGCAGCAUAAAGAUGAUGUCGACAUGCUUGGAUUGACGGUUGCGGAUGUACAGCUGAUGUUGCAGUAUGUUCUGUCAAACAACUACUUCGAGUUCAAUAGUAAACAGUACCGUCAGAAGCGUGGAAUUGCGAUGGGGAACCAUCUGGCACCUCCGCUGGCCAUCCUCUUCAUGGAUGCGCUUGAGCAGAAGGCCCUCUCGACAGCUACAGUGAAGCCAGAUCUCUACAAGCGAUAUAUCGACGACUGCAUACUACUGUGGAGACAUGGCUGGAAAGGUUUAGCAGCACUCCUAGAUCACUUCAACGGACAGCACACUACUAUCAAAUUCACAAUGGAACACUCGGUCAACGAAACUCAGUCAGUGAACUUCCUGGAUCUAGCGCUGUCUGUGCGUGGAAACAGCAUAGAGUGGGAGCUCUAUGUUAAGCCUUCCCACAGUGGUGUCCACCUGUCUUAUGAAUCAUGUCUCCCCUGGUCGUGUAAAAGAGCUGUUGCAACGAACCAAUUCUCUCGAGCUAUCCGUAACUCGUCAACACCGGAAGCGGAAGACAGGAGCAUGUCCAUAAUUGAAGAGUUGCUCGAGAGAAAUGACUAUCCACGCACCGAGAUAAACGCAGCACGACGAGCAGCCAAGGGGAAGAGACAAGAUACACACCCGUCUCAACAACAGCAGCGUGACCGUUGGUGA
Molecule: messenger RNA, 1656 nt
Organism: Sycon ciliatum
Lineage: Eukaryota; Metazoa; Porifera; Calcarea; Leucosolenida; Sycettidae
Exons: 1
Coding region: 1-1656 (551 amino acids)
Source: RefSeq, a predicted model, not a curated record